This is a messenger RNA of Haemonchus placei, 441 nucleotides long. NCBI's taxonomy places the organism in Eukaryota, Metazoa, Nematoda, Chromadorea, Rhabditida, Trichostrongylidae. The record is from the annotation of a GenBank genome assembly.
AUGGCCUCAGCUGGUCUUCGCUACGUACAUGAUGCGAUAUUCGCCAGUCAUAUGUUGGAGUCUAUGCAGCGUCACCAACAGCAACAACAACAACGGCAACAAGAGCAGCUGAGCCAAUUCGGACGUCUUUUACCCAGUUCUACCGGACUCUACGUACUACCGCGAACCGGAGGCUAUCCGGCGGCGUCGGUACGUCUGCCUGUUCCGGAAAACGAGAUCGAGCGCUGUACGGUAUGUCUAUGCGAGUUCGAGACAGGCGAAGAGGUGCGAAAUCUACGUUGUACGCACAUAUUCCACGUGAACUGCAUCGACAAAUGGCUGGUGUAUAAUAAGAAAUGCCCGGUGUGCCGACUGGACCAAUUAGUGCUUCAACGUUCUGAUGGUCGGCUCCCCUCAUUGCAAUUAUACAACCUAUCAUCAUUGUGGUGUUUAUAUUCAUAG